Messenger RNA from Eimeria tenella, 708 nucleotides. Its product is annotated as MutS like protein, related. Gene Ontology annotation, cellular component: MutSalpha complex; nucleus. The record is from RefSeq and is a predicted model, not a curated record. The transcript has 5 exons. Gene Ontology annotation, molecular function: ATP-dependent DNA damage sensor activity; mismatched DNA binding; ATP binding. Gene Ontology annotation, biological process: mismatch repair. NCBI's taxonomy places the organism in Eukaryota, Apicomplexa, Conoidasida, Eucoccidiorida, Eimeriidae. The annotation marks the transcript as partial.
AUGGGGGGCAAGAGCACCUUGCUGAGACAGACGGCCCUGUGCGUGAUUUUGGCGCAGGUGGGAUCGUAUGUCCCAGCCUCGGAGUGCGUCUUAACUCCUGUGGACAGGAUUUUCUCUCGGCUGGGCGCCGAAGAUUUUAUUCUGCAGGGCAGCAGCACUUUCUUUGUGGAGCUCUCGGACAUCGCGGAACUCACUACCUACGGCACGCGCUACUCGCUGGCCUUAAUAGACGAACUCGGGCGAGGGACUUCGACGAGCGACGGGCUGGCGAUUGCGUUAUCGACGGCUACGCACAUAGCGGACUCUAUAAAGUGCCGCACGCUCUUCGCCACUCACUACCACAUGCUUUGCUACGAGCUGCGGCAGCACCCAGGAGUCUCUAACGUGCACUUGGGGGCCACGGUGACAGCAGCAGCAGCAGCAACACCAGCAGCAGCAGCAGCAACACCAGCAGCAGCAGCAGCGGCAGCAGCAACAGCAGGGACUGUCUCCUUCGAAUAUAAAGUCAGAGAGGGCAUCUGCCCCUACUCCCACGGGCUGCUUGUCGCCAAACUCGCUGGAGUGCCGCAGCACUCCCAUUUGCUGCAGCAGCAAACAGCGCAGCAGCAGCGAGACGCGCGUCUCCGGUCUGUUGCUGCUGCGCUGCUGCGAGCUGCUGCUGAGGACCCCACAGCUUUGGAGUGUAUGUACACCCGGUACAGGGCGGAG